CGCACGCUGUCGGUGUGGAGUCUGUUGUCCUGGUAACGCGUCCGCGGUAACGGUAACCGGGAAUGGCGAGUUUACUGGGAGAAACUCUGUUUGAGAUCAGCGGACAGGGUCCUGCACCUACGAAGGACUAUUUCCACUUUGCGAUAACAAAAUCUCAGGUCAUUUGGAGCUGGUGGAAGAUAUCUUUGAGAUCAGACUGCAAGAACACACCACCAGGACAACUGAGCCAAUCACAUCAAGACUUUUUAGAAGACAGUCGUCUGCAAAAUCAAGUGGCUGUGGUAUUUGGUCCUCACAUCUUGCAGUACUCCAAAAAUUUAUGCCAGGGCCUUUAUGAUUACAUUGUCCGUCUCCCCAAUGCUUUACUUUUCAACAUCAUGUCACAUCUGGACCUUGAAGACAUUUCAGUCGUUUCACGCACCUGCCGUAGGUUUAGAGAGCUUUGUAACUCGGAGGAGUUCUGGGAGCAGACAGUGAGGAGGCACUGUGACUCUGUGACACCAACAGUGGAGGCUUUAGCUGAGGAGGUUGGCUGGAGGACAGUUUUCUUCACCAACAAGCUGCAGCUGCAGAUGCUGAUUAGUCGCCGGAAGCAGAAGGAGAAUCAGCCCUGGUUCACUAGCUCCAAUGUAGCUGAUAACUAUAUGCUUUUGGAGAUUGUAAAAGCAUUUGUCCACUUUGGAGCUUUCAUUGUCACUGGUCUCUUUACCUGCCUCAUCAUAGCGACAGUGUGGCACAACCAGGGCCUGCAUCAGAACCCUCUGUAACAAAUUAGCUCAAAGUGAGAUGUACAUAAUUAAUCAUAAUAGGUUAUUAUUAACUACAUUCAUCUUCAGGAAUUACUUGUAGCAUUAUAGCAUUAAUAGUACAAUAAA
This is a messenger RNA of Carassius auratus (goldfish), 875 nucleotides long. Its product is annotated as F-box only protein 36-like. The coding region runs from base 63 to 767 and encodes 234 amino acids. The transcript has 5 exons. Gene Ontology annotation, molecular function: protein binding. The record is from RefSeq and is a predicted model, not a curated record. Lineage: Eukaryota; Metazoa; Chordata; Actinopteri; Cypriniformes; Cyprinidae.